Molecule: messenger RNA, 3749 nt
Organism: Siniperca chuatsi (mandarin fish)
Lineage: Eukaryota; Metazoa; Chordata; Actinopteri; Centrarchiformes; Sinipercidae
Gene: slc10a4
Product: solute carrier family 10 member 4
Exons: 3
Coding region: 1947-3212 (421 amino acids)
Biological process (GO): bile acid and bile salt transport
Cellular component (GO): membrane
Molecular function (GO): bile acid:sodium symporter activity
Source: RefSeq, a predicted model, not a curated record
AAGUAAAUUCAAGCUGCAAUCAUUCUGCAGGUCAAGAUUUUUGUGCAAAUUGUGUGUGCAAAAUCCUGAUUUCAUGUACACGGGGCUCAAACUAUGUCAUAAGUUUUUUCUUGGCAGAAUCUAAGCACUUGAAAACAUGAAAAGGGCACACCCAAAUGUUAGGGUCAAUUAUUUUUCAGUUAUAUCUGUGGAUAAAUGACAACGCAAGGAAACAACCAGGCGCUAGUUAAAAGCCGAUGACACUUUACUUCUAGGCCAAAUCCAAAGUAUUUUACUCUUUCAGUUGGAGUUGCAUGCAAAGGAUACAAACUGCCAAAAUUGAGAGUGCACAACAUCGAAGACCGCAGAGGAAGCUCUGGUCACUCAUACGUGACAUCAUUUGUGUUGUGGAGUUAGACUCACGAUUCUACCCUUUCAACACUUGUUCUGAAGGCUCUCUAAAAUUCACUUUCAGGAUUGCUUUGCGCUCACUCAAUAACUUGUUUUUAAUGGAGACAGGGUCAGAGUCCCAUAUGUGGGCCGAAUGGCUUCAGACUGAAGCAGAUACUUUGUACGCAUGAUAUACACAUGAAAGGACAAUAUGUAUUUUUCGUGCUGGGACCUUCAAGCUGUUAUUUUUUAUUUUAGUAAUGAAGUGCAUGUUAAACAGAAUUACCAACUACAGUUUAUUUAAAGUGCAGCAUCACCCAAAAGGUGAUGCUGAAACACUUCACAGCUUUUUAAGCGGAAGUUGACACAUUAUGUAUUCUGUACACAGACAGCUAUUGCAUUAAGUACCUGGAGUCACCCGGUGGUAAAUGGGGGACACUGUGUGUCUCCGGGAAGGGGAGGAGACAGAUGAAAGCCUGAGUCACGGAAUGGUGCAAACCGUCCCGUCCCACUCCACCGUCAGUGCCCUGAAGACGUGACAUCUCUGGAAGCUCUGCUGCCUCUGUGUGUGGCACCACGGCUUGAUGUUCUGUGGGCUGAAGAUACACAGACACAGUAGAUAUGGUCAAGUCAAACCCCAAACAACAAGGUUCCUUAAAGCAGCCGAGGUGAUGCUGUGCUGAAUCUGAUGCAUUAUUGUGGGGAGCCAACUGUCACAGCAACAGACCACAAUAUUUUACAAAUAUGUUGCCUGACCUCCACAGGGUAGAAUCACAGGAUAUUUAUAGUGGGAUGUUGUGUUAAUUAACGGAUGGACUGACUCAGCAAGUUUAAAACAGAUUGUUAAAUAGAAACUGUAACAAUAUAAAGCAUCAAUAAUAUAAGAGCUAUAAUACCUCACAUUGAUAACCAUCUAUUAAAAUCAAUCAUAAAGUCUGAGAUGAGGGCUUGCGUAAUGCGCACACUUCAUGAAAGAAACGGCAGCGCCAAACAAAAGAAACCGGCAGGCAGAUUUUCACAGUUUGCUGCACUAAUAUAAAGAUCAGCACCAUUUUCAUUCAUGUAGGCUGUGCUUACUCAACCUCGACAAACAGCUGUCUUCACUACAGCUUAAUUUUCCAUAUGUCUAAAUGAUGGCCUUUAUAAUUCUACAGAAAAUAUGAGACAGGAUAGCCUCUGUUGGCCUGGGUGUAAUUUCCCACAUGGAAAACUGUCAAUAUGUAAUAAUAAUAAUUAGAUUGAUAUUUUGGGGACCGUUCUCCUCAUACGGAGCGGAGCGCGGUAUAAAAGGGCAGCCUGGGCGUUAUUGAUUGGCCCAUCCACUCUCGCUGAAGCUUAAGAUCGUGUGCAGACUCCCCUCCAGCUAUGUGCGUCUAUCGGGGAGCCAAUCCGUGGCACCAGUGUGACUCAGUGAGUCGCUUCAAGACUAUCAAUGCCACGGCACCAUCUCAUCCUCCGACCACUGGAUCCUGCGCAGUUUCUUAUUAGUGACAGUGCGCCACUAGGGGAAUCAUUUUACGCACGAGCUCCGACAGGCACAAACCGACUGUGCCGAGCCUCUGUCCUCCUGUUGCGCCAUGGAGAACUCCAGCCUGUUGGGUGGCGAUGCACAAAAUGCUGGCUUGAUAGACUUUCUUAUAUCGGACACUUUGAAGCAAGUUGUGGAUUUUCCAGAGGACACUGCCAUGGCUGGAUUGGUGGUCAGUAGUGCCGUCUUCCUUGAAGGCAGCCCUUUCAGGAUUGCCGAUGGAGCUGAGUUUAUGGCCACUCCGCCGACGGAAUCCCCUCACCUGAUGCCUGCCUUUUGGGACUCCCCGCUCAAUCACGGUAUCAAUGUAUUUGUGGGACUGGUUCUUUGCUUUACUAUGCUGGGACUGGGAUGCACGGUGGAGGUUAGCCAGCUUGGAGAACAUAUCCGCAGACCCAUCGGGGUGCUGCUGGCACUGGUGUGUCAGUUUGUUAUCAUGCCCUUGGUGGCCUUUCUGUUGGCUUUAGCCUUCUCUCUGGAGGAUGUGGCAGCGAUGGCUGUUCUCCUCUGUGGCUGCUGCCCGGGAGGAAACUUAUCAAAUAUCAUGUCUCUGCUGGUGCACGGGGAGAUGAAUCUAAGCAUCAUCAUGACCAUAUCUUCCACUCUGCUGGCGCUCGUGCUGAUGCCGCUGUGUCUGUGGAUCUACAGCCGGGCCUGGAUCAACACACCUGUGGUCAACCUCAUGCCCUUCGGGGCCAUCAUCCUGACCCUGUGCAGCACUCUCAUCCCCAUUGGCUUAGGAGUUAUGUUGAGGUACCGCUACACGCGUGUAGCCGACAUUGUUUUAAAGGCAUCUCUGUGGUCUCUGCUGGUCACCCUUGUGAUGCUGUUCAUCCUCACUGGAACGAUGCUGGGGCCGGAGCUCCUGUCCACCAUCCCACCCUCUGUCUACGCGGUGGCUGUCCUGAUGCCCCUGUGUGGCUACGCUGCAGGUUACGGCCUGGCCAUGCUCUUUGACCUGCCGCCCAACUGUCGCAGGUCAGUCUCUCUGGAGACAGGAUGCCAGAACGUGCAGCUGUGCACUGCCAUCCUGAAGCUGGCCUUCCCCCCUAAGCUGAUGGGAGGGAUGUACAUGUUCCCUCUGCUGUACGCCCUGUUCCAAGCAGCCGAGGCUGGCGUUUUCAUCCUGGCCUACAGGAUGUACAGGAAGAAGGUCCUGCACAAAGCAGACCCCAUGGGGGACAGCGAGGACACGGAUAUAACUUAUCAACGAUUUCAGGACGAGGAUAUUGAUUCAUCUUAUGGUGCCAUGACAGUGAGUGACCCAAACACCAUCAUGUUGGACCCCUGUCCUCCUGAUCCAACUCCUGUUUAAUGUGCAAAAUUUUAAAAUCAGUUCCCCACUACAGAUGUAGGAGAGCAGAAUAAGACCUGCAAGUGGAUUCAUCAUUUAUAAAGGAAACCCUGGGAAACAGGGAGACUAUGCAGGGAAAUCCAAAUGUUUAUCACUGACCUGGCUGCUGAAAAAAGGUGUUUAAUGUCAUAAGCUUCAUUCAAAUUGACAAUGCCCAUUUCAUGUCUAAUAUGGGAUGAAAAAACACGUUUUAAAACAUUGCUGUGUAACCUGUAAAGCAAUUUUCAUCAUCAAAGCUUAACUUCAAUCUGGGAAAGUGACAUUAAUCAGUAAAUCACACCAUCAAAGCAAGACAGCAUUUAAUUUCACAAGUGAAGUGUUUUUAAACUCUGUGUGUGUGUGUGUGUGUGUGUGUGUGUGUGUGUGUGCAUGUAAGAGAGGGAAACGAAAAAGACACGAGACAAACAUAUCAGUUAUUAAUUACAGUGCCAUUCCAGUGUCUGUGUAUAUUAUAAACAACUGUAUCAAGAAAAUAAAAUGUGUAUAGAAACAAAACUA